AGCGCUGACUUCCUUUGCUGGGUGGGGCCUCCUCCGGCGCACAUAUUUAUUGCUAGUUGUUUGAAUCGCAUGUCUGACUUCUUUCAAUGUGUAACCCGAUUCAACUUCGGGUUCCCUCCAAGUGAGAAGCUAUGAGUUCCCAAAGAACGUAGCCUAUUUCAUCCCAAACAUGGUUCGCUCUCGACCAUACGGCCGGCGGCGUACAGCCCUACUCGCCCUAGGCCUGGUGACCAUAUUCAUAUGGCUUUUUUACCACUAUCGGUCGCCCUCCGGACACAGCCAUGUCAGCACAGUCGCCCACGGUGAGUUCUGGCGACAGUUCCAACCCCUGUUGACACAAUGGGGACCAAACUGCAAUCCCCCGGAACGGCUCGCCAAGGCAGACUCGGUUGGAUUCGACCCCAAAAACACCGAACAGCCUCCCAGCUUAAUAUUGUUACCGGACGAAGACGUCCUGAAAAUGAAACACGCACAUAGCAACUUCGUGCACGCCAUCGCCAAGGACCCUCCAGCACUGGCCUACCAGCCAGGCACGCGGGGGAUAGUCUCAACCGCGGGCGGCUCGUAUCUACCCGUCCUAGUCAUCUCACUACGAAUGCUGCGCCAAACGGGCUCCAAUCUGCCCAUGGAAGUAUUCCUGGCCGACUGGGACGAGUACGACGGCUACAUCUGCCAGGUAGCACUACCAUCGCUGAACGCCAAAUGCGUUCUGCUCUCCGCGAUCCUGGAUACGGUCCCGGACAGCAAAACCAAGAUCGAGAAAUACCAGUACAAGCCGUUCGCUAUGCUGUUCUCCUCCUUCGAGGAGAUCCUCUUCCUCGACGCGGAUGCGUUCCCUCUCCAGAAGCCGGAGCUGGCGUUCAGUAGCGAGCCCUUCAAAUCGAAGGGUCUGAUCACCUGGCCGGAUUUCUGGGGUCCCACUGUGUCGCCUCUGUACUAUGUCAUCUCGUCGCAGGAGAGACCUGCGCCGAAUAUCCGGCAAUCUACCGAGUCAGGCGAGGUGUUUAUCUCGAAGCGCACACAUCUCAGGACCCUGCUUCUGGUCGCCUACUAUAAUUACUGGGGCCCCGGGUAUUACUAUCCACUCCUCUCGCAGGGCGCAGCAGGUGAAGGUGACAAGGAGACUUUCAUCGCAGCCGCGACGGUCUUCAACGAGCCCUUUUACCAAGUCAGUGAGCCAAUCCGCGCCCUGGGCCGUCAUACGAACAAUGGAUUCGCCGGCUCGACCAUGGUUCAGUAUAGCCCGAUAGAGGACUAUGCCUUAACGAAGAAGGGCGAGUGGCGGAUAAAGGGGUCCACUGUUCCGGCGCCGAAACCGUUCUUCGUUCAUAUUAAUUUUCCCAAGUUUAAUCCCGCAACGGUGCUCGCGGAGAACGGACCCGUGGUGAAGGAGGACGGCAGUUAUACCCUGGCGUGGACGGCCCCGGAGGAGGUGAUUGAGUCGUUUGGUCUGGAUCUGCAGCGUCAGUUGUGGGGGGAGAUUUGGUGGACGGCUUGUGCUCUUGACGGCAAGAGUAUCAGUUGGAAAGGGCAAACAGGGAUCUGCGAGAAGGUUGAAGAUUAUUGGAAUAUCGUCUUUCGUUGAUUUUGGCGGAGGCGUG
Aspergillus alliaceus is the source of this 1601-nucleotide messenger RNA. Its product is annotated as alpha-mannosyltransferase. The transcript has a single exon. Gene Ontology annotation, molecular function: alpha-1,2-mannosyltransferase activity. Lineage: Eukaryota; Fungi; Ascomycota; Eurotiomycetes; Eurotiales; Aspergillaceae. Gene Ontology annotation, cellular component: Golgi apparatus. The record is from RefSeq and is a predicted model, not a curated record. The coding region runs from base 170 to 1585 and encodes 471 amino acids. Gene Ontology annotation, biological process: mannan biosynthetic process.